Molecule: messenger RNA, 582 nt
Organism: Phaeoacremonium minimum UCRPA7
Lineage: Eukaryota; Fungi; Ascomycota; Sordariomycetes; Togniniales; Togniniaceae
Exons: 4
Coding region: 1-582 (193 amino acids)
Source: RefSeq, a predicted model, not a curated record
AUGACCAAGGUUUCAAAGACGCAGAAGCUACUCGAAUCAACAGCUUAUCUUGUUAUUAAACAUGGUGAAAGAGAUGCACUUUCCCCACCAUCCGACCUCACGUCAAGUCUCCGUCUCGCUCCGUACAACGGAGUAAAGAUGGCACCGAGAAAGACCGUUUUCACCGAUCCUGGUGACGCCGGUGCUGAGCGAGCUCCUACCGAUACCGAGAUGAAAUUCUUCAAGGCCAUGAUGGAGAACAUGAACACCAAACCCGACGUCAACUGGGAGAACGUUGCUGGUGCCAUGGGUCUCAAAGACGCCAAGUGUGCCAGAGAGCGCUAUCGCCAGAUGUGCGUCAAGCUCGGCUGGAACAAGACUGCCGCUGCGGGCCCUGCUUCUGGUCGCAAGUCCAACACUGCUACCGCCGACCUGACCACCCCGACCAAGACUACUCGAGUCACCAAGCGCACCGGCAAGGUUGGAUCAAAGAAGAUCCCGAUCAGGGAGUCUCACGACGAGGAGGAUGGCGAUGAGACGUUGGGCGACCUUGAGGAUUCCCCCGUCAAGUGCGAUGACGGGUCCUUCGAGAACGCGGUCUGA